Candidula unifasciata is the source of this 510-nucleotide messenger RNA. NCBI's taxonomy places the organism in Eukaryota, Metazoa, Mollusca, Gastropoda, Stylommatophora, Geomitridae. The record is from the annotation of a GenBank genome assembly.
GGUAAUGAAAACAGCCUUCCCAUGGAAAUGUGUUCUACAUUUGACAUGGACGAAAUCAAACGACUCGGUAAGCGUUUUCGCAAGUUGGAUCUGGAUCACUCAGGAGCCCUCAGUAUUGAUGAGUUUAUGUCAUUACCAGAGCUGCACCAGAACCCUCUGGUUCAAAGAGUUAUAGAUAUUUUUGAUACAGAUGGUAACGGGGAAGUUGACUUUAAAGAAUUUAUUGAAGGCAUUUCACAGUUCAGUGUCAAAGGUGACAAGGAAUCCAAACUGAGGUUUGCUUUCAAAAUCUACGAUAUGGACAAAGAUGGCUACAUUUCCAAUGGUGAGCUGUUCCAAGUGUUGAAAAUGAUGGUUGGCAACAACCUCAGAGACACCCAGUUGCAGCAGAUAGUGGACAAAACCAUCAUUCAUGCAGACACAGAUGGUGACGGCAAGAUCUCAUUUGAGGAGUUUUGUGUAGUUGUCGGAAAUAUGGAUGUUCACAAGAAGAUGGUCGUGGACGUGUAA